Suillus subalutaceus is the source of this 933-nucleotide messenger RNA. RefSeq lists its product as uncharacterized. Lineage: Eukaryota; Fungi; Basidiomycota; Agaricomycetes; Boletales; Suillaceae. The record is from RefSeq and is a predicted model, not a curated record. The transcript is spliced from 4 exons. Bases 1 to 933 code for a protein of 310 amino acids.
AUGGCUACGCCCACAGUUUCAACCUUCGUUGGCUACGUGAUCCUGCAGCCCAUCAUCGUGGGGAUGAGCACUGCUGUGCUUUCUUCCUUCCUGUCCUACGAAAUCGCUGGACAGAUUGACUGGAGGCCGAUCACUGUAUGCUUGACAUGCGACAUUCUUACUGUCAGUGUUGACCACUUGAAGGAUCAAGAAGUUGUCAUUGGUGCCCUGGGUGCGCCUGCCAUGAAGCGCUUUACCCCCCUGUUCCGCCUUGCCCGUGUUUUUCUGGCGUUAAAUGCGUCGCUCCUUGUGAUGGCUUUAUGUCAAAGUCCAUCAGAAGUGACAUUCAUCACCGCAGUCUUCACUGCCCCCGCUUUCCUGUGGGUGACGCCGCUUGAUCUUCAGUGGAUCGACAGGGUAUUGAAGAGAUUCAUACUGGCAAAUUAUGAUCGAGAAGUGGGAUAUAAUUCACCCAGAUCUAAAGAACCAUUGAUCAUCAAACGAAUUCCUGGCGUAAAGGCUAUAUUGGAUGGUAUCAUUCGGAGCUGUAUGCCAUUCCUCGUCGUCCACUCAGCACUGCAGUUAUCAUGGCAAUCAGCCCAUAAAGUGCCUCCAUGGACGGUCACUGAGACUAUGAUUUGGUCGAUAGUCAAUCGCAUUUGUCACUGUAUUAUGGCCGAUGUGCGGGACUAUCACGAGGAUAAGAAGACUGGAGUCCCGACCAUACCCAUCCUUCUGGAGUCUCCCCUUAAGACCCGAAUAGUCUUGACUGUCGUUCAAGCAGUCGUUAUGAUGGCCUUCCUCCACAAUCCAUUCAUUGUAGGGAGUUCCUGUUUCGCAAUUGCUCUUGUUUGGAUUCUAGGGAAAGAUUCUCCGAAAGCUUACUUCCGUUUCAGUCUUCACUCACAGUCGAUAUUCAUUAUCAUGUACGCUGUUAUGUUCGCUUUGCUCUAG